This is a messenger RNA of Frieseomelitta varia, 1407 nucleotides long. It is a transcript of the gene hh, whose product is annotated as sonic hedgehog protein A. Bases 55 to 963 code for a protein of 302 amino acids. The record is from RefSeq and is a predicted model, not a curated record. The transcript is spliced from 2 exons. Gene Ontology annotation, biological process: regulation of gene expression; multicellular organism development; smoothened signaling pathway. Gene Ontology annotation, molecular function: calcium ion binding; patched binding. NCBI's taxonomy places the organism in Eukaryota, Metazoa, Arthropoda, Insecta, Hymenoptera, Apidae.
GUUGUUUUGUUACAGAGGUGCAAGGAGAAGUUGAACACCCUGGCUAUCUCAGUAAUGAACCAAUGGCCGGGUGUGAAAGUAAGGGUGACAGAAGGUUGGGACGAGGAAGGGAAACACGCGACGGAUUCGCUGCAUUACGAGGGACGUGCCGUCGACGUGACGACGAGCGAUCGGGAUCGCUCGAAAUACGGGAUGCUGGCGAGACUCGCCGUCGAAGCUGGUUUCGACUGGGUCUACUACGAGUCCAGGUCACACAUUCACUGUUCUGUCAAAUCUGAAUCCUCAUCGACGGUGAAGUCCGGCGGCUGCUUCCCGGGCAGAAGCCUAGUGCGAACGGAGGACGGUUCCACGAAGCGUCUGGAUCAAGUGGAGCUCGGCGAGCGAAUAGCAGCGGUGGACAAUCACGGUGACGUCGUGUACAGCGAGGUGAUAGCCUUCCUCGAUCGCUCCGUCACCGAGAGGCGACAGUUCGUCCGGUUGGCCACCGAGUCCGGCCGUGUCCUCACCCUGACCCCGGCGCACUUGGUCCCGGUGGAAAAUAGAUCAACGGUGUUCGCCGGCAGGGUUCGACCAGGCGACAAGAUCCUCGUGAGAGAUCCAGACGGCGAGAACGAGCUGCGACAUCGUCUACGAUGGGACAAGGUGGUCGACAGUCGAUUGGUACUCGAGGAGGGGAUCUACGCGCCAUUGACGAGCGAGGGAACGGUGCUGGUUGACGACGUGGUGGCUUCUUGUUACGCGAUCGUCGACAACCAGCAGCUGGUCCACCUCGCGUUCCUCCCGUACAGAGUGUGGAGCGGCGUGAAAACGUUCGUCGAGAGGAGGGUCCUCGGCGCGGAGGAUCACAGGUACACGGACGUUAGGCAGGACUCGACGACCGAGCAGGAGGGCAUACUCUGGUACGCGUCGUUUCUCUACUGGAUCUCGUCGUACGUCACCCCUUCGAAGAUGGUGUAUCAAUGAAGCAACCAGCUUCAGGUUCGAUCGAUCGAUCGAGAGAGAGAGAGAAAGAGAGAGAAAGAGAGAGAGAGAGAGAGACUUCUUAUGGUGAGACGUCUGUCACGUGAAACGCGUCCGCGAGAGUUCGUGAGCAACGCGUUGGACUCGUACCGCGAGAGAAGACUUCUAGAGGACGAGGAUUACGACGAGGAUAUUAUGAAUGUGCGUAUGUACAGGGGAGUACGAGAGAAUUGGAUGGAUCUGGAGGUGAACUUCGUUUUGGGAUACGCGUUGAGUUUGUUGGAGAUUUCUUUAUACUUAGAAUGGAUAAUGUGGAUAAAAUAGUUUUCGACGAGUAGAACGAGGUAGAACGGUGUAUUUAUUGUUGGAGAUAGUGAUUGAAUUAAAUACAAGGUGGUUGAAAGAGAGUUUAAAAUUUGUAUUUGCCCAACUAGAAACUUCUUUAUU